Messenger RNA from Vespa mandarinia (Asian giant hornet), 2418 nucleotides. RefSeq lists its product as uncharacterized. Lineage: Eukaryota; Metazoa; Arthropoda; Insecta; Hymenoptera; Vespidae. The record is from RefSeq and is a predicted model, not a curated record.
CGGUGAGAGUUUAGAGCCGAACGCGGACUAGUGCGCUUCGAAUGGAAUUGAACGUUUGCGCACGAGCGCAAACGUUAGCGCGAGCGUUCACACACAAAAAAAAAAGACCCCACACACAAAGCAUACAUAUGAAAAGUGAAUACGGGUAGAUCGGUGAUAAGAAAAAAGAAAAAAAAAAAAAGAAUUAUACAUUCGGAGAAGUGUAUAAUCAGCGAAAGAAGAUUAUAUCGUUUAUCAUCAAGGAUAGCGAGUUGAACAUGUGAACUUUUUUAAACGUUCAGUUUGAUGAUCCUUCAAGAAUACUUACGAUUAUCAAUCUCAUUUGUAAUCUACGACAUUAUUUUCAAAUCACAUACGUCUGAUUUUUUAAAUCAAAUCCAUUUCGUAUUAAUUCCGCUAUUUUUCAUUUCUCACUCUCUCCCUCUCUCUCUCACUCUCUCUCUCUCUCUCUCUCUCUCUCUCUUUCUAUCUCUCUCUUUCUCUUAUUUUCUAUCUUUCUAUCUGUUUCUAUCUCUCUUUCUAUCUCAAUGACAUAUGAUCGAAGUUCGUACGAGGAAAUAUGUUUGACUUGAUACUAUCGAAAAGUCGAAGAAGAAGGAAAAUAACAAGAUAGUGAAAAAGAGAGAGAGAGAGAGAGAGAGAGAGAGAGAGAGAGGAAAGGAAAAGAACAAGCGAGAAGAAGAUAGAGAUAAAGAUAGAGAUAACGAUAACAAAGGAAAGAAGAUAGAAGAAAAAGAAGAAGAAAUAGAGGAAAAGAGAAAUCUCGUUGAUCGUAAAAGAGGAAGAAAGAAGUAGUAAUAGCGCAGCAACAGCAAUAGUAAAAGUAGCAGUAAUAGUAGUAGAAAAAGAAGAAGAAGGGGAAGAAAAAUAACAACAACAAUAACAAGAACGUAUACAACGUUGCGGCAAGUCCGCGUAAAUCGUCGAGACGAGCGAUGACGCGAGAGUUUUAACGUAAGCGUUAGUUUAUUUCGGAUGUAUAUCACCGAGGAUGAUAGUGGGGAGGACGGCGGUUGCCGUCUGAUCUCCGUCCGUCAGUGCGUCGACGUCGACGGAACACGCGAGAACUCGUGGCCAGAAAAGAGACGAGCACCGCCACCUCCACCACCACCUCCACCGCCACCGCCACCACCUCCGCCGCCACCACCGCCGCUAUCGUCGUCAUCGUCAUUGACUUUACCAUCUUCUCUUUCUCCUCUUUCUGUUACUUCUAUUCUUCCUCCUUCUAAUUCUCUUCCUACUGAAUCAUUUUUAACAUCCAACAAUGUCAACGAAGAGAAGAAAAUAAACGAAAGAGGAUAUUAUUCGAACGAAAGGAUUACCACUGCCUCCAAUUUAUCGGAGAAUUUUAAUUGUACGUCAUUAGGGUCGAUGAAAAAGUUUGAUUUACGUUUGAAUUCGUCGAGAAUCGAUAGAUCGAAAGAUCAACGAGCUACGAUCAACGAGGAUUUAUCGUCGAGAAGGAUAAAAGUAUCACGCUCGUUGGAUAUUCUCAACGAAGGUAACAAUAAUAAUAAUAAUAAUAAUAAUAACAACAACAACAACAACAACAACAACAACAACAAUGAGAACGGAUUGACGCUUGAAGGGAAACGUACGACCAUACUGAAUCUAUGUUAUCGUGACACUUUGACACGAGCUACGAGGAACAACGUGACGAAAUCAAAGUCCUCGUCGAUUUUAAAGAUCGUUCCGAAUAACGUCGAUCAACGUCGUGUCCUAAGGCGUACACUUUCGGCACCUGGUUCAGAAUCAAUUAACGAGGAUUCCACGCAUGAGAAUUUAUCAAAUACGAACUUGAAAAUCAUCGACGAGAUCGUACUCCAAUCGGCUACGAGAUAUCGUACGAGAAACGAUACAUUAUCAACGUUAAAUACGACGAGAACACGUGCCUCGUCGUUCGUUAUUGAACGUAGGAAACAUCGUAAGUGUUCACGUCUUUAUUCCUCAAGAUCAACCGAGGAUCUAUCUACGGGGAUUAGAAAGAGAAACGAAUAUACUGAGUUUAUAACGACGACGGAGGCCGAUGGAAUGCGGAACUGUAGCAACGCUGUCGCUGGCGUCGACGAGGACGAAGGAUGCGUCCUCGUUGGUGUACGUUCUCUACACGAGGAUGGUACAGGACCAACCGAUACCACUUUACGAUCUACUAACACAUUGAUAAAUUCACGACAGGACGACAGAUGUACAAGAAGGGAUCGUGAACGUGCUAGGAUAUUAAGACGGCGAAGGAUCAAUGGAAGAUCGGCUUCGGUUCCUAGACUAAACAGACAUAUCGACGACAAACGACAACAACGACGAGAACGACGAGAACGACGACAACGACGACAACGACGAGGUUCGCUUGGCAAGACGAAGUCACGGGUAAUACCGUAUCGAAAGACCGAGCUAAAGUGUAACUAGCAUUAUUGGCGUUGC